This is a messenger RNA of Diaporthe amygdali, 1386 nucleotides long. RefSeq names its product flavin-dependent oxidoreductase family protein. The transcript has a single exon. Bases 1 to 1386 code for a protein of 461 amino acids. Gene Ontology annotation, molecular function: monooxygenase activity; FAD binding. The record is from RefSeq and is a predicted model, not a curated record. NCBI's taxonomy places the organism in Eukaryota, Fungi, Ascomycota, Sordariomycetes, Diaporthales, Diaporthaceae.
AUGGGUAGUAAUGGCCCAGGGUUACAGCCGCGCAUUCUGAUCGCAGGCGCUGGCAUUGGUGGCCUAACCACAGCCCUGACACUGCACGCCGCCGGCUUCACGGACAUCCAUAUCUUCGAAGCCGCCUCGUCUUUAACAAGCCUGGGCGUGGGCAUCAACGUCCAGCCGUCAGCGGUUCUCAUUUUACGGAACCUCGGUCUUUUACCAGCUCUAGAGAGAAUAGGCGUCGAGACCCAGGAGCUGAACUUCUACAAUCGCCACGGAAACAGUAUCCUAAGUGAACCGCGAGGCAAACAUGCCGGCUAUGCAGUGCCGCAGUUCAGCGUCCAUCGCGGCGAAUUCCAACUGCUGUUGUUGGAUGCAGUCAAGGAACGCCUUGGCAACGAGAGAAUCCAUCUAGGGCACGCGCUGGGGUCAUGGGAUCAGACUGACGACGGAGAUAUCAUUAAGGCACAUUUUGUCCGCCGCGAACGGCCUACGCGAACAGUCAAUGGGGCCGGAAGUGCCAACAUAGAGUUUGCUGAAGGUCCCUUGGAGAUUCCGAGCAUGACCGGCUCCGUGCUUGUCGCAGCUGACGGCAUCAACAGCACAGCUCGCCGCCUUCUCUAUCCCGAUGAAGGACCACCACGUUUCUCGGGGCGAAUUCUGUGGCGCGGAUGCACCGAGAGAACACCGUAUCUCACUGGUGCAAGCAUGAUAUGGGCGGGUCACGCCAACCAGAAGUUCAUUGCAUAUCCUAUCGGCAGGCGCGGAUUGAAGAACGAAAAGUCGCUGAUCAACUGGAUCGCCGAGCUGCGUGUUCGCGAGGAGGGGGAUCCGGAUACAACUCCGCCCGUCACGGACUGGACCAAGUCUGUGGACAAAAACAUAUUCCAGGGUCCGUUCGAGGGGUGGACUUGUGGUGGUCUCAGAAUGGUGGAAGAUUUGAUUGCGCCGACAGAAAAAGUCUUUGAGUUCCCCAUGUGUGACCGUGAGCCUGUCGGAAGAUGGAGUUUCGGCAGGAUGACUUUGUUGGGCGACGCUGCGCAUGCCAUGUACCCCAUCGGCAGUAAUGGUGCCACGCAAGCUAUCAUUGAUGCCGAGACGUUGGCUUCGUGUUUUUUGGAAAAUGUCGAAGACAUGCCAGGAGCCUUGACAAAAUAUCAGGAAUCGAGACUUUCGCCGACAGCGAAAAUAGUAUACGCGAACAGAGCAAAUGGUCCGGACCACGUCUUACAGCUCGCAGAGGAAAGGGCGCCUGGCGGGUUCGAGAACGUGUACGAUGUCAUUCCGAAGGAUGAGCUUGACUCCAUCGGUGCAAAGUAUAAGGUCGUUGCUGGGUUCGAAAUGGACAAUGUCAACGCAAGAGCAAGGGAAACUGAGGGGUUGGCUGCUAGAUGGGCUUGA